CUGUUAUCGAUCCAGAUUAUCACCAGCAAAUCCAAACGCCUCAAUCACACCAUGGCGACCUCCGACAAUGGACCUCCUGUCGAAUCCGCUCUGCAGGCUCUGCUCACCGCCGCAAGCCAAGAGUCCAAGACCAGCGGCAUUCCCGCUCACCUUCACCAGCUAGCUGCGACUGUGCUCUACAAUCUGCAAUAUCAACACGAAUGGACCGAACUUGCAGUCCAAACAACGUCGACUAUCACAGGCUCUACUCUUCCCAGGCCUCUCGUAUACGGGAUCCCUCCAGCUCGAGCAUAUGUCCAUCCCGAUGAACAAGCCGAGAUCCUGAAAGCCGAACACAAGACGGGGCAGUCGAUUCCUCUGAGUCCCGAGCCGGAAUGGGUCCUCCCAACACACAUCAACGAGAAGUGGAGCUUGAAGCAGUUUGCAGAGGUUUUCGAUGCUAUAGAGACUGUGCCGCCCGGAAGCACAGAUACGCUGGAGCAGGAGGAGGACGAGGUUGGAGCAGGAUGGCGGGGCAAGAAUAGGCAGAAGAGAUUGCUGCUGGCCACACUGCACGAUGACAGCACAGUCGUCUACUACAUUGUGCACGAUGGGAUUGUCAAGCCACGCCAGAAUUGAACUACUCGCAAAGGUGCAACGACUACAUUUGAGAAACUAUAUACGUUCCAAACGGCCUUACUCGGCGGAUCCCACCUUGAAUACAACCUUCUGCGCCUGCAUCUUAUCGAAAAUUUCGUACCCCUCUACGGCAUCCGAUAAGGGCAUAAUUUUGUCGAACAUGAACCUGCAGUCAGUCAGUAUCGUCUGGGCUAAAUUGGGUAUCUCGACUCACCCAAGAAGGUGCUGCUUCUCUUGGAGCAGCUUAAGAGCUUCCGGGAAUAUAGAUCGGACAGGGCAUCUUCCCAUCUGAACAGUCAAGUUCUUUCCAUAAGCCUGGUUGCCAUCCCACGGAAUCUACGAAGAACCGCAUUAGCAGGCCUCUCAUUUUGGGGAUACGGCGGAAAUACCUCAGCAUUGUGCACCCCAAUGCUACUAAUCGUACCCCACGGCCUCAAGAGAUCAAACCCCGUCUUCAGCGCCGGCGUCAACCCAACAACCUCAAUCACAACAUCCGCGCCCCUCCCGCCCGUCGCAGCCUUGAUCUUCUCAUGCAUCCCCUCCUUAUCAGUCAUAAAAUUCAGCGGCUCAGCACCCAGACUCUUCGCGAGCUCAAGACGGCUCUCAACCCCAUCCACAGCAAAUAUAUGUUUCGGCCCAAAGCUAGCCGCCGCGAUAAUAGCACAGAGACCCACGGGUCCGCAUCCGAUAACCACAGCUGUCGAUUCGGCAAUCUGCGCUGGAGUGAGGUUCUUGAAGGCGUUGGAGGCGCCGAAGAAACCAGUUGGGAAGAUGUCAGCCAUCAUGACGAGAACCUUGUCGUCGAUCUCUGCGGGAGCUUUGACGACCGUGCCGUCCGCAUAGGGAACCCGGACGUACUCUGCCUGUGCGCCGUCUAGGGCUGCGGAGCCGAAGAGGAGGGACUUUUCGCAGCGGGAUGAGAAGCCGUUUUUGCAGUAGAAGCAUUCUGAGCUUUUGUCCUCUAGGUUAGAUGGUUUAAGCAGUAAGAUGGAAUUUCUAUAUACUCACCAAGAUACUGUGAAUGGUGCGACGACCUUGUCGCCCACCUUGACGGUUUUAACUUCACUGCCUACCUCUGCGACCACACCCGUGAACUCAUGGCCCAUGAUAAAGCCUGUAUACCACCAUUAGAACAGCUCACCAAACCCCAACGAGAUUACUCACCUGUAGGGCUGGGCUGGUGACCGCGAAACACAUGGAGCUCCCUAUAUCCCAGUCAAUCCCUUAUCAUAUUCUACCUCUUCCAAAUAGCACUUACGACCCGCAAAGCGCAGUAUACGAAACCGCAACCACAAUAUCCGUCGGCGCCUGGACCUCGGGAAUCGGCCUCUCCUGCAACGAAACCUUAUGCGGCCCAUCAAACACCACCGCUUUCAUAGUCUUCGGCGACAUUGUUGCUAUAUGAUACUGCCUCGCUCAAGUUGAAAAGAAUAUUUCUGAGGAGAGGAGAAAUUAACCAAGUGUCAUAAAUGAGUGUUAUUUUGGCGAAUAGUUGGGGAAUAGUAAAUAAAACUCUCGCCGCGGAACGGAACCAGCUUGAUAGAUUUGGUGACGUUUAAUGGCCGCUACGGGGUCGCUCAGGCCGCGGCCGCCGAGCUAAGUUGGUUAUCGGGGCGGGGUUGCGGGGCUGACUCUCUAUCAGCCACGGGAGAGUGGUCGUACGGGACCACACGUUGAGGGUUGGCAUUUUCGGAACCGCUGAGUUGCUGGGGGCGGGUAAGUCGGAUGUGAGAAAAGGGCUUUUGGGCUAUGGUAAAUUCUGUUACUUAUACAACCUUAACCUUGCGUGGGGAAAUAAAAUUGAGAGUAUUCAUGAAGAGAGG
Messenger RNA from Pseudogymnoascus verrucosus, 2441 nucleotides. RefSeq lists its product as uncharacterized. The record is from RefSeq and is a predicted model, not a curated record. Gene Ontology annotation, cellular component: tRNA-intron endonuclease complex. Gene Ontology annotation, biological process: tRNA splicing, via endonucleolytic cleavage and ligation; tRNA-type intron splice site recognition and cleavage. The coding region runs from base 52 to 618 and encodes 188 amino acids. Lineage: Eukaryota; Fungi; Ascomycota; Leotiomycetes; Thelebolales; Thelebolaceae. The transcript has a single exon. Gene Ontology annotation, molecular function: nucleic acid binding.